AUGGCCCCAUACAUCCCCUUCGUUCCGACCGAAGCAUUCGCUAUCGCCACAGAAGAAGAGUGGCACAAUGCAAUCUUCCAGAAUGUGAACGUCUCUGAUGAACAAGCAGCUCUGCUGCAAACGGUUACUGCGAAUGCCGCAGAAUCGACCACUGGACGAGUCAGAGACUGGAUUGGUCGCCUGACCUUAGAAAUAAGCAGGCACUACGACGGAUACCUUCAGAGCCUCCUUCGAGAGGUUGAAUCCCUGCACAUCAUGGUCCAGAAUCAGCAGGCGCUAGUCGAUUCCUACAAGCAACAAGUCGAUGCGCUACCUGCGUCAAUGGGUAGUGGUCAUUCCCGUCAACCUAAGAUUGGGGAACCUCCAGCCUUCAAGGGCAGUGAGGAUAAGACCAAGCUUGAGGAAUGGCUGGACCUGAUCGUACUGUGGUGUGAGCAUGAGGGAGUGGCCACUGACAAACAGCGAAUUGUAACGGCCCUCUCAAAGCUGCAAGGACCAGCUCAUCAGUACAUGAAGAGCUACUACGUGAAAAUGCGGGAAGGAAAGGAUCUGGGCACCUGGAAGGCAUUUGUGGCGGAACUAGCCCAGAUAUACGGGCAACGCGACGACAAGGAGGGUGCAAAGAAGGAGAUCACGGCGCUGUUCAUCAAUAAGGAUCUGGCCUUGAAGGACUUUGUGAAUCUUCUCAUCGACAAACUCCGGGAGGUUAUACCUCAUGACAUGUGGUUGGUGUUGGCCGGGAAGGAUGAGUCCACCUUGCCAAAGGAUUGGACGUUGUUCCUCGACAUCUUGCUCAACAUCAACAAGAUUGUCAACCCGGAGAAGGCACGAGGCUCAGUAUUCAAGAACAGUGGCUCAGAUAAUGGCGGCGCUGUUCCCAUGGACAUGGAUUUGGCUGAAAAGUCGAAAUCGAAGGGUAAAGGCAAAGGCAAGGCAAAGGACGCUGAGGCUGCCUCGACAGAGGCAAAGAAGUAUUGCGUCAUCUGCAAGUCGAAGACUCAUAACACAGAUGAUUGCUACAAGUUGGCCAAAAAUGCGGACAAGCGGCCGAAUACCCAAGGGGAUGGCGCUAAGAAGGCACAAGGAGGAAGUGGUAACCCCGCAGUCAAGAAGGCUAAGAAAACGCGGGUUAUUCAAGUCGAGCUUACGGAUAGCGAGGACAACAUGCCCCCGUCCACGAAAGCCGUGAGCGCCAACACUGCGAGAAUCGAGGAGAUUGCGAACGUCGAGGAAUCAACUCUGGCUGGGAAGGAUGAACCCCAGCUGUCUGCAAAGACAGAACCCACUGCAGCUACCUCGGAUCUUUGGAAGAAGUACAUGUGA
Molecule: messenger RNA, 1323 nt
Organism: Postia placenta MAD-698-R-SB12
Lineage: Eukaryota; Fungi; Basidiomycota; Agaricomycetes; Polyporales; Adustoporiaceae
Exons: 2
Coding region: 1-1323 (440 amino acids)
Source: RefSeq, a predicted model, not a curated record